Molecule: messenger RNA, 1797 nt
Organism: Colletotrichum orchidophilum
Lineage: Eukaryota; Fungi; Ascomycota; Sordariomycetes; Glomerellales; Glomerellaceae
Exons: 2
Coding region: 1-1797 (598 amino acids)
Biological process (GO): intracellular calcium ion homeostasis; calcium ion transmembrane transport
Cellular component (GO): membrane
Molecular function (GO): calcium channel activity
Source: RefSeq, a predicted model, not a curated record
AUGUAUGCAUUCUCGGGGGCGGCGUUGACCAUCUUGUGUCUCCAGUGUAUCAAUACCAACGAACUCCUUGCUGUGAAUGUCAACAAGGACCCGAACACACUUGCAUGGGAUGACGUUGUGGCUGAUAUUUUAGAGCAAGCUACUCUCUGGGUUGCAUUCUAUUUCGUCGAGAGAGUGCUGAUAUCCUACAUUUCGGUACACUACCACUAUCGAGCAAAUCACGCCAAGAUUGCUUACACGAAGGACCUGCAAAAUGCCCUUAUCACGCUCUACGAUGCAUCGAUAUAUCUUCACCCCUCGCAUCGCGGCACCUUUGAUGAGGAUGACAUGAUAAUCCGGAAUGCUGCUGGCGGAACUCAUGACCAAGAGCGGAUGAGGGUCUCAAGCUACCUUGCUCGACUAGGACUUGAUGGCUACAAGCUCGUUGGACUAUUCGGGGAUUUCAUUUCCGACGAUCCCAAGGCCCAUUGGAUGCGCCCUGCGAGUACCUACGCGAUUAUAGAGCGUGCUUGGGGUAACCAAGAGGCGUCAAGUGCACUUGCAAGGCGCAUCUGGUUCUCCUGUGUCGCCCAGGACAAGUCGAGCCUCACUCUUAAUGACAUCGAGGAAGUCCUCGGACCCCAUCGGACCCCGGAGGCCACGAGAAUCUUCACGACCUUAAACGAAGGCCAAAGUCAUGAUAUCCGCCUUGACGAGUUCACGGCGAUCAUCCUGGAAGCUGGCAAAACGCGCCAGGACAUAUACCGCAACAUCAAUAAUAUGGACCACUGUAUCAACACUUUCGAUUGGUUCUGUCUCUUGAUAAUUGCCGCGGUGAUGAUCUUUUUCAUCAUGAUUGCAUAUGUCCCGGCGAUGAAAGAAAUCCAAAGCGUCUUGUCUUCCUUAGCUAUUGGUCUUUCAUUUGCUGUUGGUCGUACAUUCCAUCAUCUCCUUGUCGGCAUCGUCUUUGUUUUCUUCGAUCAUCCAUACGACAUCGGCGACGUCGUCAAUGUUUGUAACGCUGGUGCAGCUACGGGUAUUGCCUGCACUGUCAAACAACAGUCUCUUCUAUACACAGUCUUCAGACGACUUGACAACAACUGCGACUUUCAAAUUUCCAACGAACAACUCACACAAAAGCGAGUGGAGAACUACACCAGGUCUGGUAUCAACCGCCAAGGCUUGUCCUUGUUCGUGGACUUCAGGACCAGCUUUACAGACAUCAUGCGUUUGAGAAGUGUCCUAGAAGAAUUUCUGGCACAGAACUCGCGAGAUUAUGUCCCAGAGACACUAGGGUUGAAUGUGGCAAGUCUUCAUGAGCUAAACAAAAUGGAGCUUAAAAUUGCGUUCACUCAUCGCAAUAACUGGUCGGAUGACAAACUUCGCUCCCAGCGGAGUAGCAAGUUCCACUGUGCCUUGGUUUCAGCGUGUCGCUCUAUUCCACUUUACAAACCAGGUGGCAUGUCUCCUUCUGCUGGCGAAAACGGGAACCCCAUGUAUACUGUUCAGUUGGAUGCCUCUAAUGAGCUGCAAGAGAACAUUGAGAAGGAACAGGCUCGUAGAUAUGGCUUGCGAUGGGAUCAUCUCAAUGAGAAUCCACUUCCACAGGCAAGCCAGGUUCAAGCGGGAGAAAGCUACAAUGAUGCUCGCGACUUGGGAACUGUAGAAAAGACCAAAGCAGCCAAGGCAAAAGAACAGGAGGCUUUCCUGAGAUUGGCAAGACUUCCCAUAAUAAACGAGGAGAUGGGGGCAAGUACUGGCAUAGGUCUUCCGGUUUCCGCGAAUGGAUUGCGUCAGUCUGUCAAGCAUUUUCUUUGA